AUGGCCACUUCCACAAAACUGUCUUUCCGUGCCCGAGCACUCGAUUCCAACAAGGCAAUGUGCGUCUACUAUGCUUCCGAGCUCCCAGAUCUCUCAGACUGUACGCCAAUUGCACGUGCGGUGGCACAAAUGCCGACAGGAAUGGAGAAAGAGGAAGAAAUGGAGUCUCAUCUUCAAGAUGCAAUUAUCGCUCAGCAAGCAAGUACAUCGGGAAUCCGAGUAGAUAAUCAUGUUAUUCCUACACCAAAAGUUUUCGAAAUUAGUAAUAAAAGAUACGAUGAAAUAUAUCCUCCUCAACCCUCUCCGCCAAAAAACCACUAUAUUAAAGUUCAAGAGCCUGAUUACGAUGUAGACUCAGAAGACGAAAAAUGGUUGUGUGAACGGCCUCACAUAGAAGCACGAACUUUAGAGCGUAUAUUCGACACUCUAGAAGCUCAAUCUUCUGAUAAUAACAUUUGUCUACCUGCAACAGCUCGAUCAGUUCUAACAGCCUUCGAUGAAGGUGUUGUUGAUGAUGUCUAUGAUUACUGGCUUGCUAAGAGAGAGAAGUCUGCUGCUACGAGAUCGUUCCAACUCGGAGUUGGAGGAUUAAUUCCUCGAGUUAGGACCGAAUGUCGAAAGGAUUCUCAAGGUGCCAUCAAUCCGUAUGUUGCCUUCAGAAGACGAGCAGAAAAGAUGCAAACAAGAAAGAACCGAAAGAAUGAUGAAGACUCUUAUGAGAAGGUCUUAAAACUAAGUCACGAUCUACGUAAAACGGUAACCUUGUUCGACAUGGUUAAACGUCGUGAAAAAACAAAGCUGGCUUUAAUUGAUUUGGACUCCGAUAUUUUGGCUCACAGAAUGGGUCUAGCAGAUUUCGGAUCUGUUAUCUUCAAUCAGUUCAUGGCUAAAUUAAGAUCAGAUAAGCCAUUAACUACUAUCAAUGGGAUUAGCAAAAUGGAAGGAGAAGAAGUCCCUAAGAAAAGAAGCAAAAAGUUCUCACGCAAGAUCAGACCUAGCUUGGCAAGCAUGGACCGAGAAGUUCCAAACAAGGCCUGGCUUAAAAAGAAUGCCGAAGUUUGGAACCGCCCUCCAACAGUAUUUUGUCCCAAUGGUGUAUCACCGGUUGUUGAAGUUGAAAGGUGUGCCCAAGCUGCAAGUGAUGCUAACCUGGAUGGCCGGUACACUUUCAAGCGAAGGCGAGGUUGCUGUUAUCGAGCACCUCUUAUCCCUAAAACCGACGCUCCCUCCUUACCGAAGAUUUCGUCUAGAAGACAUUUCGUCAAUGUCGCUCUGCCUUCUGCGAAUGGCGUUAUGAGAUCUCCAGUUUUGGCUAGGAAACGCGUCGGCAGAGGUGGUCGUAUUAUAUACGAUCGCCUUAUUGCACUUGAACCACGUGUUCCUAAAGUGUAUGAUCCUUUCGAGGAAGAAUACACAGAAGAUUUAUCUCUGAACUUCCAAAGUAAAAUCCACCCAUGGUCCAAUGAAUCUCGCCCUCUUGUUGAGCGAUGGCCCCGUGAGGAGGACGACUACUUGAUGGAAGAAAAAUGGAUCUCAGGAAACGAGCAAUCUUCCACUGUUCCCUCUUGCGAAAAAAUCGAAACAACCCCUAAGGACAAUUCGGGAAACGGAUUGUCGGGCAGAGUGGAUCAUCCCCCCACGGUACCGACCAAGGCAUGUGGCGAGACAACGGAUGACUGGAGAGAGGGUAGUGGGUCACCAUCAGAGUCUAAUUCCUCUGCCGAAUGGACCACACCACCUUCCCUAGGGGCUAGGCUCACGGAUUUCGCUUUUACUUCCGGAGAGGAAGAUGCGCGCACAGGAGAACACCCCGUAGCAUUACAGCCUCCAGUGAAAGAGUCGAUGAUGGGUGUCGGUGCUACAAUGAUGGAGUGUACUCCUUAUAUUCUAGCUCCUCCUUCUGUGGGUAGCUAA
This is a messenger RNA of Auanema sp. JU1783, 1914 nucleotides long. The record is from the annotation of a GenBank genome assembly. NCBI's taxonomy places the organism in Eukaryota, Metazoa, Nematoda, Chromadorea, Rhabditida, Rhabditidae.